GCGGUGAUGACUAACCAGGAAGUGAUAAAGGACCGCAGAAAAAAAAGACGUCGACGUUUUUGGACAGGGAGUGAAUGUUUUGAUCGCGUAGUUUUAACUUCAGAAAACAUUUAGUGACUUGUUGGACCGCCACACUAAAAUUCAAGAUGCCUCUUUUCAGCAGUUCGUCGCCUUUCGACCCCGAUGUCGAAAAGGUGACGAGUGAGAUGAACACAACAGAAGACUGGGGGUUGAUAAUGGACAUCUGCGACAGAGUCGGACAAACGCCCUCUGGCCCCAAAGAUUGUCUGAGGUCCAUCAUCAAGAGAAUCAACCACAGGGUACCUCAUGUGGCCAUGCAGGCUCUCACGCUCCUCGGUGCGUGCGCAAACAACUGUGGGAAGAUUUUCCAUCUGGAGGUUUGUUCGCGGGACUUCUGUGCCGAGGUUCGCUCCAUUCUCAGCAAGGCCCAUCCGAAGGUGUGUGACAAGCUGAAGGAUCUAGUCCAACAGUGGGCAGCAGACUUUGCUGACGACCCACAGUUGAGCCUGAUCCCCAGCCUAUACAGCAGCCUCAAGUCGGAGGGACACUCUUUUCCCGACCCCAGCGGAAAGUCUGCCAGUACCCAGCCGAAGACCUUCAGUGCUGAUCCUAAUGUGGUCCAGAGUCAGCAAGAAGAGGACGACAUCUUGAAAGCUAUCGAGCUGUCCCUAAAGGAGGCCCAAUCCAGCCCAUCCUCCAGCAGUCUGUACCCUUCCGUACGUGCGCCGGUCUCCGAGUCGCCAAGUCACAAACCCGAAACACGGAAGGUCCGAGCUAUCUAUGACUUUGAGGCCGCAGAGGACAAUGAGUUGACCUUCAAGGCUGGAGAAAUCAUCAGCGUCCUUGAUGACAGUGACCCCAACUGGUGGAAGGGAGAGACGUACCGCGGGGUUGGACUGUUCCCGGCUAACUUUGUGACAGCAGACCUUAACGCAGACCCAGAGCCUGAUCAACCCGGUGCUCAGGGCGCUUCUCCCAAAGUGGUAGUAAAGACUGGUAAGACAGUGCAGUUUAAUGAGGAGGUGACUGUCAACACGGUGGAACCAGAGCCAGAGCCUGUGGAGAUAGAUGAGGAAAAGAUGAAUGAAACAUUAGCCAUGCUCCAAAAUGCCAACCCGACCGGGGAUGAUGCCACGGACCCUCCACACCUCCGGGCUUUUGAAGAUGCAUGCCAGCAGAUGGGCCCUUUGAUUGACCAGGAGCUAGAGAAGAUUGACAGGAAACACAUCGAGCUGACUUCGUUAAACCAGCGGCUGAUGGAGGCCCUGUCCAUGUACCACAAGCUCAUGAAGGACAUGCCUCAGUUCGCUCACAACCCCCCUCCUGGGCCCGCAUACCCCCCUCAGUUCUCUCAGUACAACACCAUGCCUCCACAGGGUUAUGCUGGUGGUCCAGCCGGUGGGUAUCCCGUGCAGGGCCCUCCCCAGUCCAUGUCAGGCACAGCAACGCUCCCCACCCACCCCGUACAGGCUCAGGCUCAUGUUCAGGCCACCCUUCCCAGCACCAUGGCUGCACCUGGGCAACCUGUCUCCUCACAACAGAUGGGCUAUCCCAACAGCACUAUGGCAGCACCUGUUACCAUGGCAGCCCCUGUAACCAUGACAACCAUGCAGGGGGUCAUGCCUCCAGGGGGGGUAGGGAACCAGCCUGGAAUGGCCACCUACCCUCAGCAGCCAAUAGGAACAACUGCCUCCCAGCCUUUGUUAUAGACCUUCCGGAAACCUGCGGAAAAGACCUUCCGGUAACGCGUUGACUAGAUUCCAAGUAAUGUAAAUCUAAAAUAUUUGUGCUAGUUUUAUCUGAGCUCUCACAGCGAACUCAUAAAACCAUAACCCAUAAAGUUAAACCACUGUGGAUGCCUCUUUCCCUUCCUACUGUGAAAUUAACUAAGGCCCUGCAGGUUUCAAACUGUUUAAGAUAUUGUCACUUAAGGUUUGGACUGUUUUGGUAUAGAAUUGACCUACAAACUGCCAAAAUUUAUAAAAUCUGUUGAAAUUGUUUUGAAAAAUUAAUCCCAUAAUGUGAUAAAAAGUCCAAGAGUUUUACCAAUACAACAUUGCCUAUGGUAGUUAUUUUUGUUUUGUUUUUUGUAUCCUAUGCUUUUAUUUCAAACCUAACCAGUUUUAUUAUAAGAACGUUUCUUCUAUAGUAUUUUGACUUUUUUGUCCCGAAUCAAAAUUUUGAGUAUUUGAGACAUAUCCUAUUCAAACAUUUAAUGUUGCAUGUUUCGAACAUGAAUUGCCCAGAUUAUUUGCACCAAUGUUGUAAUUUCUGUCAACAUGUCAAUCCUUAUACAAUGUAAUUACCAAAUAAUUUAGUAAUUACUAAUUAUUACCAAUGGAAGGGAAUUGACUACAAAAUCCACUAGCUGGUACUAUUGAGUUAGCAUCUAUCUAUGUUCUAGUAACACUUGUGUUAUCCGAGAAUUGUAUUGACAAGCUAUAUCAAACAUAAUGUCAUCAUUGUAAAUCUCUAAAUGCUCCUUAGGUCUUGACAAACUUGUUUUUUGUUGUUAAACUCUGUAAAUAUAUAUAUAUACAUACAUGUAUAUCUUAUUGCCUUUAUAUCAGACUGCAUUCAGGAAAAAAAACAAGCAUGAUGCUGUUAUUUAACUUUGAUUAAGCCACAUUUAGCACAAUUAGUACACCAACAUAUGCAUGUAACAUCUAAUUUCUGGUCAGAUUUUGGGUGGCUGAAAAAGCAAGAGUUGUCCGAUUUUUGCGAAGUAAACACUACAUUUGCUUUCCAAUCCAAUUUCCAAAAGCAGCAUAACUUCUUGAUAUGAAAUAAGAUGUUAAUACGGCGAAUGUUGGGAAGCCCCGGAGUUGUUUAAAGUGAAUGUUACUAUAGGCAAUUACUUUUAUUUCUUCCCAAGAACUUGUGACCAAAAUCUCACCUGCCACCCCCACCCCACAAGUUGUAUCUCAACUAAAUGGUUCUGGUCAAGGAAAAUAUGUAAAUUGUAGUUAUAGGACACUUUCAAUAAUAAAUAAAUAUGUUGUUUAUAUAUUAAAUGUCUGUCUUCUCAGAAAGGUAGACAUUUCUGAACAGUGCAUGCCUGAAACUGUAUUUAUUGUGUUGUCUAAAGAGACCGUGUGUUGGUCCGGCGAUGCUUUAUAAGAAUGUUGGUUGAAAGUGUAGAAGAUAAAUUGAAUAAACAACAAUGAAAAA
This is a messenger RNA of Branchiostoma floridae (Florida lancelet), 3192 nucleotides long. RefSeq names its product signal transducing adapter molecule 1-like. Gene Ontology annotation, biological process: protein transport to vacuole involved in ubiquitin-dependent protein catabolic process via the multivesicular body sorting pathway. Gene Ontology annotation, molecular function: phosphatidylinositol binding; ubiquitin binding. Lineage: Eukaryota; Metazoa; Chordata; Leptocardii; Amphioxiformes; Branchiostomatidae. Bases 147 to 1730 code for a protein of 527 amino acids. The record is from RefSeq and is a predicted model, not a curated record. The transcript has 15 exons. Gene Ontology annotation, cellular component: ESCRT-0 complex.